GACUUUCAAAGUCGUCCCUCCACUCCAGUCCACGUAGUGACUACAGUGCUCCGAGUUCUAGUCAAUUUUUCAUUCGAUGGGACCAUGUCCUCCGUAGUGCAGUGUGGCGGUUGUGGGUCGUCCACGACCACUCUAAAGUUUGUUUCGUGUUUGCACGCAUUGUGUGUGCCGUGCCUGCAGAACAGCUUGGGAUUUGAUGGCUGCAUAAAGUGUCCGCAAUGUUUGGUCAGCACGCAGGUGAAUUUUAGCUUGGAUCCAUUACGAUCUCUUCCAAAUGUGGUCCAAGAAAAAGAUGUGAAUGGAGCGACUGGACAACUGCAGCGGAGUCCUGUUUCACCAACGUGCAAUGAGUGCUGGGAUGACAGAGCGGCUACCGUGGUUUGCGAGAUUUGUGAUGUGAAAUUUUGUGAGUGUCAUGGUACUGGUCACCUGAGAUCAAAAUCAGGUAGAGGCCACACCGUCAACCCACUGUCUGCAGCAUCCAUCACAGAGACUGAGUCAACAAGCAGUGGCAGCAGCAGUGGCAGCAGCAGUGGCAGCGUCGUCCAGCAUAGGUGUGCUCUACACACCAAUGAAGUGCUGAAACAGUUUUGCUUGGAUUGCAAUCAGCUAUUGUGCACACAGUGCAUACAUACUGGAGGACACAGACAUGAUGAACACAAGGUGAUGGAUAUUGCCAGUGCUGCACAAAACACUCGUGACACACUUUCCACUAAGCUGAGCAAUUGUACAUCAGAAUGUGAUGGUGUUGUCAGCAGUGCCAUAGAGACCGUGGAGAAGAACAUUCGAAUGGUACACAGUCAAACAGAGUAUGCUUCAGAGAAGGUUUCAGGUUUCUUCAAGCCACUGAUGGAGGCUGUGAAGAAACGAGAAGAGUGUCUUCUAGCCGAACUCGAUCAGCUGAGGUUGCAGAAACUGGAACCUCUUGAGAAGCAACUACACCAACUUCAGGAGUGUGUGUCGAAAGGAGAGAGUGCUGCCAGCAUUCUUCAGUCGUUUCAGGAUGACAUUGAGCUUCUCCGUGUGUGGUCCUGGGUGGAUGCGUCUAUCGUGAAAACCAUGAAAACUGCGGAGGACGAGAAAGAGCCAUGUGUCACCAGUGGCAUUGUGUUUGGCACGACGGACACCACAUCCCUACUCAAUGACAUCAGCAAAACAGGAGCAGUGCUGGAUGUUGCUGAUGGCACACUGAAGAGUCCCGACGAUGCCCAUCCUAACGACCAUUUGAACAUCUCUAUAGAGCUACCAGACAGUGCUGUCCCAAGUAUCGUGGAGCAAGAGCAAGUGGAAAACAUUGGACUGGAGAUAUCAAUAUCCGGUCUCGAUGAGGACACAACCACCAUGUGCACACAGCUUACACCUGCUACCGGACAAAUACAGGCCCGACAUACUCCAUUGCAAACUGGCCACUACAACAUCUCAGCCAAGAUUGGUUGUGUCCAUCUGAAGGGUAGUCCACAGAAGCUGGUGGUGUCGGCGACUCCGAGGUUUGAUGGAGAUCGCUGUGGCAGUCAGUUGAAUAUCACCAAUGAUGGUCACUCAUUGAGUAAGACCGGUGCCGGUGGUAGGUAUAGAUCAGCAUGUACCACACCUAUGGUCACUGAUACUGGUAGCAGUACGCUGAAGGUGAGCAUUGACAAGACCGCCAAUGGUGACAUCUCUCUCUCUGCUUGUUCAUCUAGUAAUCCAAAGCUGGAAUGUUACCAACAGGACACGGCACAGUGUUUUGGUUGGUUUGGCCAUAGUACAGGUAAGUACCACACCGGCACAGCCCUUGGUCAACCGUGGCAAACUGGUGACAUCAUUCUUCUAACAGUUGAUCACGAUCGUCACACUCUCACUGGUAGACACGAGAGAACGGGUGCCACAGAAACCAUCCCGAACGUCACAGGUGACCUGUACUGGAUUGUCACACUCAACAAUGCGGGAGAUGAAUUUACUCUUGUGUAGGGCAUUACGUGGUAAACAGUUUACGCUGCCUUGGCUAUAACUGUUCAGUGCUGUGCUGCUACUGACGUGCAUGCAUGCCACGGUGCAGUAUCGCCAGUGAACACGUACAGAUCUACCAUACCACUGUAACCAUGGUAUCGGCCGGAGUUCUUUUGGCGACGCCUGUACCUGUACAGGGUAGUACCCCCCCUCCCCCCCCCUCUCCCCACCCCCUCUCCCCACUUCAAACCAUCCUUCCACCUCCUGUUUCCACACAUUCAUGUACCUACUUGUAUAUCUAUCCGGGGAGGAUAUUUUCACACCAGUUUUCAUCAGUGUACCACUGCUAGGAUUUAUGUGAUUCUGUUGGAAGGCAAAGUGACAUGAGGCAUGUCGUUGGGCAAUUGUAUAGCUGAUGUUACAUGUACUGCUGUGAUCCGGCCUGCCUGGAACUUCUCACUGUUCACGCUUAUUGCCCAGGGUGGGUGACACUGAGUCUAUCUGGUAUCGUCUGAUUUGGAUUGUUUGGAACUCAUGUGGCAUUACAAUUUUGUGGUUGAUUUAUUGUUCCAAGCUUCCCACCUUCCACUCUACUUUUACAUACAUGUACUUCAUUCAUGUCAGCUGUGCGUCUGCCACAACCUAGCUUCUUGGACUGAUGUAUGGGAGACUUGUCUUGCUCAAUGCUAUUUGACUUGG
This is a messenger RNA of Sycon ciliatum, 2628 nucleotides long. RefSeq names its product E3 ubiquitin-protein ligase TRIM71-like. The record is from RefSeq and is a predicted model, not a curated record. The transcript has a single exon. The coding region runs from base 85 to 1950 and encodes 621 amino acids. Lineage: Eukaryota; Metazoa; Porifera; Calcarea; Leucosolenida; Sycettidae. Gene Ontology annotation, molecular function: zinc ion binding.